Messenger RNA from Leishmania braziliensis MHOM/BR/75/M2904, 4704 nucleotides. RefSeq lists its product as hypothetical. NCBI's taxonomy places the organism in Eukaryota, Euglenozoa, Kinetoplastea, Trypanosomatida, Trypanosomatidae. Bases 1 to 4704 code for a protein of 1567 amino acids. The transcript has a single exon. The record is from RefSeq and is a predicted model, not a curated record.
AUGACGACCGCCGGCCUCUCACGUGCGUACGCGGUGCUGCGCCAACUCGAUGUCUUGCGUGCCGAGAGCAUCACCAACCCGCUGCCUAUCUCUGGCGACCGUCACCCUCGCGCACGAAGUGCAGAGCCCGGGACAAGCGAACUGGCGUCGCCGCCGUUUCGAUCGAGGGGUGAGUCCGCUGGGCGUAGCGUACGUCUGCAUGAAUCCCGACCGCCGCCCCCCACAGAGAGGAGAGGGCAGCACACCAGUCACGGAGACAUUAUCUGGGAGGAUUUGACGAACAUGGAUGUAACUGAGCUGUCUUCUUUCCCCCCUGCUGAGGCGACUCACUACCGCGGCUACUCAAAGCACUCGUACACCUAUGCACCUGUGGGCUCGCAUCUCCGCCCUGACUCACCCAGCCACGAUGAACCUCAACGAGAACUCUCGCAGCUGACAGCUGCUGAAGGAGGCUGCCAUGCUGCAGCUGCCACCACCAGUGCUGGUACUCAGCCUCACCACUCCUUGCUUUCUGGAGAGUACAUGGCGGACGACGGCCACGAUCAACAUGUGCCGCCACCGCCGCCGCUCAGUCGCACAAACGACGCCUCUCUGCCGCUCUUGUCUUCGUCCAACUCCCCCCUCCCUCAUCACCGGUACCGCAGAGAGGUCUCAACAGAACGACCGCUGCGCCGUUCGCCGCCGGUGCGCGCGGCAGUACCAUCGCCAGCUGUCCUGCCGUCCUUGUUCACCAGCGAGGCAGCGCGCGCGGCUGCUGUCCAGGCAUCUUCGUCGUUGGAGUUGUGUUUUGACAAGGAUGACAUGCACGCAGUUCUGGCAAGCGCUGCCGCUGCCGCUGCGUCCCCGGGGCUGACGGGGAGAACGCAACAGGGCUGGGGCGCUGUUCAACCAUCUUCAGCGCAGUUGGAUGGCGCUGCUGUUGCUGAGACAGACGCUCUGUGUCGCAUACACCGGCGCAUUACUCAUGGCGCCCAUUGCGGGACUGAAGCGGCAUCAACUUAUACGCAGAGCCUCAGAACUUCCGUCGAUGCUUCAGUGACAGCGGAAGCUGUCGCCACGCCCUCGUCACUGAACUACUCGUCCCUGAUGGCGAUGCCGGACGACGAUGUGCAGUCUGCCAGCAGUAGUUCUCAUGUCACGGCUGCAGACGGUGGGCGACACCCACUUUGGCAGCUGCCUAUGUCAAGGAAUGGCGUGGGCGACAAGCAGCCCCGCCGCCACAGGAUAGCCGCCGCUUCCGCGGCUUCCCCGUCCGCGCCCGUGAAGGAUGUCUCCAUCACCCACGGCGUCGGGCGCCCCUUGGGAGCGUUGCCUCAAGGAUCUCGUUCGGUUGGGCAGCGGCAUCAGCGAGAGGCGACUGCCCCUGCAGCUGUGGCGCCUCUGUGUGGAGUGUCCUCCCCUCCGCCCUCUGGCGACCUGUCGCCUCUCUCCACCGCUGCCGGCCCCAGUGUGCGCGCGGACGGCGGCAGAGGUGCAAACGCGGCAGAGGCCCGACAACCGCAGGAGGAAGAGGAGCGCACCUCUUUGAGCAGAGACUGCCACCUGCCACCGCACGUGAUGCCGUCCCCACGUGAUGCCGUCGACACGGGGCCAUUCCCGCCUCGAGCUCCCGCGGAUCGCAGCGACAAGGGGGUCGGUGAUGAUGGCAGCGGGUGCAAUGGCGACCGUGAAGGCAGCGAUGGUUUGCGCUUCAAUAACCUCUUCCCUGGCAGCGGUGGAGAGGGAAGUAUUGGCCAAGAAGGGCACCCUAGAGAAGACGAGUCGCUCCCCCUGCGUGACUUCUCCGGUGCCGUCGAGGACAGGUCUGUGCAGCGAGCCGCUGCUCACAUCGACCAUCAGCGCUGUGACUCGUACAGGCCAUCACAGAGCAACUCGAGAGGGCAGAACUUCACACGCGAUGCACGUCAUCGUGUAAUACCGCUGUUCCCUGCCGCGUACAGGAAUGCGGUGCCCUUUCUCGACUACCUCGAGCGCGUCAACGCCGCCAGCUCACAUCAGCUGCUCAAGGAGCUGGCUGCCAUGCGCGAAGCUUGGGUCACCAGCACUCAGGUAGAAGACGCGGCCGGGGGCGGAGGCGAAUAUUCUAGGAGGGCGACAGAGUCCGUUGUGGUGGACUGCCUUGCCAUGGAUCUGCUGCUCAACAAAGCCAGCGCACUCGAGUACAUUGUGGUGCCUUGGCUGCGCACACGCCUGGAGUCGAUGAUGGCGGUCCAUUCAGCAGAGAGGGUGAACUCCGGUGCUGGAAAUUAUCGCAACCAAGGCAAGGCCGUCGCUGCCAACGCACUCCGACGAACAGAGGCGGAUGCGGAGGGCGUUGGUGAAGGGGUUGCAGCGGUGAAUAACAGCGUACUGUGUGCCAUCAUCGGCCUCGGCGGCGUCGCAUUCACGCUUCUUCCUACUCUCCUGCAGCUACUUCUCUGGCUGCCGCCACCGUCGCCGGCGUCGGUGUGUGAUGUGCGCCUCGUUGGACUUGCGAUACGCACCGUGGGCGGUGCCGAAGGACUAGAGACUGUGAUUCGCAUAGUGCAGCAGCAGACGGAGGGGGCGCAUGUUUUGACAGCGGCGGCGUACGCGCUCAGUACAUACAGCUUCGAGCUCGUGGGCCACACAAGCGCCGUGUGCAUUCCCGCUGGCGCGAUGCGUCAGUUUGGCGCGGGCGGAGGUGCAGACUCGCUUUUCCAGCUCGUGCCGGAUGACUUUUCCUCCUCCACAGCGUCCUCACUCUCGGCAUCGCCGAUGAUGGAGGAGCUGCGGCCGCUCUGGAGUCGCGAUCCUCUCUUGCUUUCGCCUACUGCGACAACAGGAGCACCGACGGGGCUGCAUCUCCUCUACCUUCAGUCACCACCGCCGUAUCGACCGACCCACGUGAUGGUAGACGCGGAGGUUGCACGAUGCGAGCUGCUGGCGUACCUCCGCACCGACCAGUUUCGCAUAACACACGCAUACCCGUACAUCAUGGUGUUACUGAAUGAUGCUCUGAACGCGCGCCUGCUGAGCGCUGUCCUUACCCCGACAGCGCUGAGCCUCUACUCACCCAUCUUAUCCCAGCUGCGCCGUGGCCUGCACCGGGUGCUGGCUGACGACAUCACCAACACUACACCACAUCAACGAGGCAAUGUUGGCAGCUGUGACAUCGAUGACAAGGCUGCAACUGCGCAGGGGCUGCUGCGGCUUCCACUUCUCCCGUACUCCCUUCAUCGCUUCUUUGCAGGGGAGAAGGAUAUGCUUUUCGCUCUGGAGUCGGCGCUGGUGCACGCCCUCUUGGCGCGCCCCGCAACUGCGCUGGUCCAAGAGCAGGCGCUCAUGUCACUGAGCUCGCUGCCCCCAGAGGCCCGCGUGCACGUGGUUCAGCCUGUGACGGACUUCUUUAUAAGCUCGGCACGCAAGCUACACCUGCGACAAACAACUACGAUGCGGCGCUUUGCCGCCCAAGCUAGCCGUGGUGACCCUCCAGCAACCGGUCCUGGCCCCUGUAAUGGAGCAGGAGGGGUGGACGCCAGCGAAAAUGUUACCGUUGCAGCGGCCAUUGCUGCCGGCACUGUGUGCGUGAACUCCCUUGCCUCGAGUUCUUGCGUGGACGGCUGCAUUGCGGCACUUCUCCCCGUCUUCCAGGAGCUGCUGCACUCGCCGUUGUGGCGGGUGCGGCACGCGGCGUGUGUGGGGCUCUCACGCAUUGGUCCCUUGACGGCAGACCCAUCCUCUAUUGUUCACUUCCUGCUAACCCGCCUUGCACUUCAAGACCCUUUGGCAGAAGACGAGAGGGGUUUAAGCCAGUCCCCGUCUGCGGUUGCCACAUGGUCCCCACAGCUGCCGUUGCAGUGUGCCACUGUCGUGUGGUGUCUUGCGCAGCAGCGACAGGGCGGUGUGCGAGCACUGCUGCAGCUCCUGCAGGACCCCAAGCAACCUCCGCAAGUGCACCACUGGUGCGCCUUCCAGCUGGCUGAGGUAGACGUACACGAGGCGUGCGCGAAGCUGAACGGUGGCGACUCUCUUGAAGCCGAUGCGCUGCUCGAUGAGCUGGUGCAGGUGCUGGGGAAGCUCAUUGUGACGCAGGGCGCCUUGGAAGAGGACACGAUGCUGUUGUGUGUGCGGGCGCUGGCGGAGGUGGUGCAUCGACACCACACCACUGCGACGUCGCCAGUCAGCAGCGCUGCUGCUCCUGCUGCGGUGGUCGCCGCCUUUUUACUUGACACCAUUCAGUCAGCCCAUGAGGCUGCCGGCUGCUGCCAGGGGGAGGAGCCAAACACCUGUUUUACUGUGCUCACGUCCGUGCUGGAGGCGGCACUCUUACCCACCAACGUCCUCAAGGCGCUGUGCCUGUACCUCUGCCGGUACGGCGGCGGCCACGGGGAGCUGUACGUAUGCGAACUGCUGCUCCAGAGCAGCUCCGUCGCCGUUCGAACCGCCGCCGCAUUUGGGCUGCGGGGCUGCGGUGCCAAGGCUCUGCGUAGCGUCGUCUUUGGCAUGAACGACGGCAGCUUUGACGUGCGGCGUGAGGCCUUUGAGACGCUCACUGCCAUCGGCGCCCCGGCAGCACUGGAGGUACUGCAGCAGCGACCGGCAGAGCACCGGCAUCAGGUGCAAGCUGCACUGCGUGAUUGCUUGCUGCAGGAUGCCAGUCGCCCUGUGUCGCGCAAGGUCGCUGAGGCUGUGUAUCGAGCCCUUCUAAGCGAGGAGCUGCUUGGAGCACGGGAGCUUUCGUAG